GGAAUUUGGGUUAAGGUGAGUCUGAAAGAGGAGAAAACAUCUAGUGGAUAACCAGUCCCAUGUAUCUCAACAUGCUAAGUGCAACCCAAGGAAGUCCAGAGCUUCUUUCUACCAACUAAGCCUGGCACUCCACUUGUUGGCAAGGGCCAAGACUAUAGCCUUUCCCCUUUGGAUUUUGGAUCACUACUGCUGACUCUGUUAGCCUGACCAGCAGAAGUCAUAGUAAAUAUUUUCUGUACAAAAUAUUUGCUUCUGUGCCCUUUAUCCUAUAGUCUGUGCCCUCAUAGGCCAUGUCCCUGGAUGCCAUAUCCACAGCUAAAGCAAACAUUGUUAUUACCCAGGGCAAGCUCCUGAAAUACCCAUCUUAAAGAAUACAUGAUGUGCAUGAUGAGGUACAUAGAAGGUGGGUGGAGGAUGAGAGGAAGAAUAUGGAGAGUGGGUCAAGAGCCACUGAAAGGAGGUGAAAGCACUGAUGAUGGUCACAGAAGAAAAAGAGAACAUGUGAGGAGGAGAAGGAUGGGGAUGGGACCAGAUGGGGCCUUCCCUGACCUCCCAUUUAUCAGAAGACCCUUCUCUUGAUGUGAUCUCAUGUAACUGGAGGACCAAGGCAACAAAAGUGUCAGGUUCCAAGGUGAGCCAACUAUUUAUUGCUUUGUCUAUUUAGCAGAUUUUCUCCUCUCAGCAGACGAACCAACCUCCCCUAAAAAGCCAAAGAGCAUUCCUGGACCUUGUGAUGUGGAUGGCCAGAGGGUUUUGUUCCCUGCAGAAUGGACUUCUGUGAAAAUUGGCCCUGAGGGAGAAGGGAAUGAAGAUGGCAUCCUGGCCAUUUGUGUCAUGGUCAACAGCGAUGGCAGCAGCUCUGAGACAGAGUCAGAUUCUGGGGGUGAUUCUUCCAAUACACAGUUUAAUGAGGAGAGAGCAUCCAGGACUGAACAAUUUCCCUGCUCAAAGCCCCUCCAACGUCAAGUUUCCCUGACCAUCCCCCAGACCACAAGGACGAGCAUUGGGUAUCCUGAAGAGUCAAAGGCAGUUAACGCUCUGCAACGGGCCCAUAGCCUCCAGCAUCCAGCUUCAAACAGACACCAAAACUGGAGAAGAAAAUUCCAAGCCAAUCUGACAUCACUGAAUGGUAAGAAAUCCACACUAUCUUCCAAAGACCCAUAUUCUUCCUCAGCUUCUGGUUCUGGGAAUCCUUCUGGUGAUGUGCCCUUGCCUCAGGUAUGACCACCGAGAUGUUUAUGUGAUACCCAUUCUUUGCCUUUCAUUGCUGUCCAGGCAGAGUGAACAACCCAGAACAAUAAGGGGGAAGAUAAGGAGUUAAUCUCUAACAUUCAUUACUAGUGUAGCUUUGAGUCAUUUUAUUCAGUUCCUCUGCCCACCCACCCCCACCCCCAAACAUGCACAGAGUUGACACCAGUAUUAUUGUCUUAAGACAAUAAUCCUUGUGGUAAGUUGUCUCUGAUACAUAUCAAACAAAACAUUCUUUCUUAUAGGAACCAUAAUGCAACAAGAUACUUUUUAAAUCCUCCUUUCAGAUGUCAAGGGCGAUAAUUAUCCUUCAAAAAGAUCAAAGACCCCCAAACUUCUAGAUGAUAUGAUUUGCUGAGCAUUGACCAGCAAUGGUGACUUUUUGAAUAAUGGGACAAAUUCAGGAAAAGAAAUCAAGAAGAACUGAAGCAUAAGAGACGAUCACUGCCUGAUGGGAGAUUUGGAUUGAGACUUCCUUGUCUAAGGAAGAGACCUUUGCCCCUUUCCACCCUUCCAGCCCUGCCCUCACAUGUCUGUGUUCUGUAUGUCUACUCCUGUAUUUGGUAUCUAUCCCUGCCCUCCUCCUAUUUUCUCCUCCUGUGUUUAUGUCCAGCCCCCAAUGUUCUUCUUCUCAGUCCCAUCAGGCUCCAGCGUGGCUAACCUCAACUUGUAUGUGCUUCUUCCUGCUCUCACUUCAUCAUCAGAGCAUGGCAAGAGGCCCUUUUUCUGUCUCUUUUUCUCCCUUCCUUUCUUCCCCAUGCCCACAAGCAAAUUUGCAUUAAGCAAAUUGCUUUAUAGAGGUCUGCAGAAUGGUCUGUUUAAGUCAAGUGAGAACAGUCUGUGGUGCUAUUGUCUUGAAAGGUCUGAAGUGAUGGGCUCACUUAGAAUGAGAUUUUGAAAAGUUCUGUCUGAGUCUGAUGGCACAACUCUAACCAGCAGGUCAACCAUACCAAUAGAGAGUCAUUCAAAAAAGCCUAUAUUUGCCAUUUCCUCACAAACAAAUACAUUUUACCUAUUGUUUGACAAGAAAAAUAAUAAAAUAGUUCAAAAUUACAUGCAACAGUAUUUGCUGUGGCUGUUGCCAUGGUAAAGACCAUAAUAAAGAUCAUGGUGAAACUAAUAAAGAAUAUUCCUGGGGACAGAUGUCCAACAUCAUCCUGAUGGACUUACCCUGAAAAGGAUAUUGACUCAUGGAAAGGCAUUGGAAGCUUACAACAAUGUCAUGAUAAUAAUAAUAACAACCUUGAAUGCCAUAUUGUCUAAUUAAAGGCAGCCAAAAGCAACACAUAUAAUAGACCUCAGGGUAGAGAGGAAGUGUAUGAGAGCAAAUAAGUUAAUCAAUAACUAAAGAAAAUGCUGAAAGAUGAAAGUGAUAUAAGGAAUCAAAACAAUGCAAAGAACAAAUUCAGCAUCAAUCAAAGACUGUACUACAGAAUUGUGAGAAGCAAAGAAAUCAGAGAGAAAAGAGAACUCUUAAGAUAGAGGAUGUGGGGAAAUGCUGGUUGUCUAAUGAUGAAUAUGCAAGUUGGAUCAAGCAUGAAACAGAAAACUUGUGUACUAUAACUACAAUGGACAACAGAAAUUAUUAUGUCAAGGAAAGUGACUGAAACUCUAGCUUCUGUGCAAAGCUAGAAAGUGGUGGGGCAGAUAAGAUCAAAUUAUUGAUACAAAUGUUUCAUAGCAGCACUUGAAUUUCUAGCAAAAAAAAAAAAAAAAACAACAACAACUUUACCAGCUUCCUUUCAGACAUGAGUCUGAUCCCACCUUUCUUAAUAGAACAGAUUAUUACUUAUAUUAUCCAAAGAUGAGAACACCAACUAUUCCUCAAAAUAUAGGCCAGUUAUACAUUAGCUAUUUUAUAUAAAUGAUUGUGGUUCAUGAGAGAGAGAGAGAGAAAGAG
Messenger RNA from Antechinus flavipes (yellow-footed antechinus), 3148 nucleotides. RefSeq names its product F-actin-monooxygenase MICAL2-like. The record is from RefSeq and is a predicted model, not a curated record. NCBI's taxonomy places the organism in Eukaryota, Metazoa, Chordata, Mammalia, Dasyuromorphia, Dasyuridae. The transcript has 4 exons. The coding region runs from base 835 to 1224 and encodes 129 amino acids.